Molecule: messenger RNA, 711 nt
Organism: Budorcas taxicolor (takin)
Lineage: Eukaryota; Metazoa; Chordata; Mammalia; Artiodactyla; Bovidae
Product: heterogeneous nuclear ribonucleoproteins A2/B1-like
Exons: 2
Coding region: 1-711 (236 amino acids)
Molecular function (GO): RNA binding
Source: RefSeq, a predicted model, not a curated record
AUGGCUGGAGUGAUGGAGUCCAAGAAUGAGCAAAGUUUCCAAACUGUUAAUUCUUGGAGGAAGAAGAAGGAACAAAAACAAUUCCGUAAACUCUUUAUUGGUGGCUUGAGCUCUGAAACCACAGAAGAAAGUCUGAGGAACUACUACAAGCAGUGGGGAAAGCUUACAAGCUGUGAGAUCAUAAGGGACCCUGCAAGCAAAAGAUCAAGAGGGUUUGGUUUUGUCACCUUUUCAUCCAUGGCUGAAGUGGAUGCUGCCAUGGCUGCCAGACCUCAUUCUAUUGAUGGGAAAACAAUUGCCCCCAAACGCGCUGUCCCAAGAGAGGAAUCUGGACAGCGAGAGGUUUUCCUAACUGUGAAGAAGCUGUUUGUUGGUGCAAUUGAAGAUACCGAGGAACAUCAUCUUAGAGAUUACUUUGAGAAAUAUGGAAAAAUCGAUGCCAUUGAGAUAAUUACUGAUAGAGAGUCUGGAAGAAAAAGAGGCUUUGCAUUUGUGACUUUUGAUGACCAUGAUCCCGUGGAUAAGAUUGUGUUGCAGAAAAACCAUACCAUCAACGGCCAUCAUGCAGAAGUAAGAAAGGCCUUUUCUCGACCUAAAAGGCAACAAAUCCAGAGUGUGGAGGAUGACCAGGAAGUGGCAAUUUGGGAGUUAGCCCUGGUUAUGGAGGAAGAAAAGGAGUUUAUGGUGGUGGAAGACUUGGAUAUGGAUUGA